This is a messenger RNA of Hylaeus volcanicus, 12135 nucleotides long. RefSeq names its product transcription factor AP-2-epsilon (gene TfAP-2). Gene Ontology annotation, cellular component: nucleus. Lineage: Eukaryota; Metazoa; Arthropoda; Insecta; Hymenoptera; Colletidae. The record is from RefSeq and is a predicted model, not a curated record. The transcript is spliced from 9 exons. Gene Ontology annotation, molecular function: RNA polymerase II transcription regulatory region sequence-specific DNA binding; DNA-binding transcription factor activity, RNA polymerase II-specific. The coding region runs from base 7110 to 8792 and encodes 560 amino acids. Gene Ontology annotation, biological process: anatomical structure development; regulation of cell population proliferation; regulation of transcription by RNA polymerase II.
CCGCUGUUGCCAGUCGCUAUUCGUCUGACCCGAAUAUUUUUACUCGUUAAACGCUGAUAUUGAUCGCGAUAACGCGGACAACCGUAUCUCGGGAGCCUUCAUUGUUUCGGCAAAUUGCAAUUAAAAUGGAACGGCGCGAAGCAGAUAAAUUGGGUACACGAGUUAGAAAAUCGCAAAGCGUUUUAGCGAAAUGUUGCGAACGUAAGAAAUAAUUCUUUCGGGGAAAUAUUAAAUUGACUAUCGAAUAUUAGAAAAAAAAAAAUGAGAGCUCCCGCGGAAUUUAUUUUUGGUAAAUUAAUCGAUGAAUUUCUGGUGCUUCGUGAAACUUUUAUUGAAAUUAAACAGCGCAGAGCAGACAAAUCGAGAUACAUAACGAGAUAGAAGUACUGGAAUUGGCUUGGUAAUACAUUUAAAAAUAUAUUUUACUCGUAUGAUUACUCUGACAGAAUAUUUCUUGCGGAAAUAAAUUAAUCUUUAUGAUUCUGAUUUUUAUGUUCUUUGAGUAAAAAAUGUGGUGUUUGUAUGUCUCAAGUUCUGUAGGGUUCGAUAAGUAACGCAAAACCUGACGUUUCUUGUUAAGUUUAUUUAAAUAAUUUAACGUUUCCAAAGACACUUCUAACCAGUUCGAAUUGAAUUUAACGAUGCCAAUAGUUUUGAGUGACACGUGAUUCACGAUCGCUUAUGGAUCAAUCAUUCCGCCAUAAAUCCAUAGUUGAAACGAUUACUGUCGUUUCGUUUGUUGGUUUUUGCGCGAUUAUUAAUCGCGGCAAACGGCGAGGAACAUGAAGUAACACAACAGCGUGUGCUCUAAGCGAGUUUAUCGCGGUUUAAAUUAUACACCGCCGCUAACCGUUUCAGCAGAACAUUCUUUCUUAAUGAGCGACUUAUUUCGCGUUCGCCGUUGCUCAUAUUUGGGUUAACGUAUGGAGGAAUGUUCCCCUAUAUGCGAUCCUGUCGCAGGAUACCGACAUUUUUUCCACGACGCGGUCACAUUAUUCAUAAAAGUAUCGAACAGUCAUAAACUUAUAUCAUCAUAAACUUAUAAUUUUGCGAAAAUUAAUUUUGUCCAUUGCUCGUAUCUAUUUUAACAAUUAUUUAACGGACGAUCAUUAAGGGAUAUCGGUACUCAGCAUGUCGUCGGUAAUACUAGCUUACAAUUUCCGUCGCCGAGGAAUACGAUUAAUCGAUGCAGAUCAAUCACCACGAUGGCAACGAUAUAUUUGCCUUGUAAAGAAUUAUCACGAACGCGGACACCACUGUAAUUACGGAAGACUCGACCACGUACGUGUUCACGUGGGAAACUACGCUCUCGCGUUGGCAUACUUUCGUAAACGCUACCCGUAUCAAUAAUUACAUCGAUUUGAUAUUUUAACGAUUUCCCGAAUAUCCCACAUUCGACACGCUUCUCGAGUAAAGUAUCAAAAAUAACAAUGAAGAACUCCCGUAAAAUCAACUACCGUAUUUUACGGACUAUAAAAUGCACAUUUUUUCGUCGAAAAAUUGCCUCCAAAUUUCGGGUGUGUCUUAUACUCGAAAUUAAUCUAAAAAUGUCCAGUGCCUGAUGUAAAUAAAAAUAUUUCACUAUAUGAUAUCACUAUAUAUAUAUUCACCUUCUCAUCAAUGCAUUUCGUAAAUUCUAUAUAUUUCAAGAAUCUAAAAUAAUGCAUGUUUUAAAUUUGACUUUCGACAGACCGUAGAACAUGUUCAAUGAACUAAAGAGAACCACACAACUCACCCAAAAUAUCCACCUCGUAAGAGCCAUAGUUGCUCCGCAUCGAAAUAAUCAUUGAUCGUCUCUCGAAGAUCACGAUCGCUGACGUUUAGCCGGCGUAUCGAAUCGCGGCGCCAUUAGCGGCUUAAAAAUCGCCUUCUCUCGUAACACUUCAUUCUAAACGUGUUUGUUCUCUCAAAUAUAAACCGGUCGAUCGAGUGUGGCGACUCCGCUGCGAUUACGCGCGCCGAUUCCGCGCAUUACGUCGGGAAUCCGUCGAAACGUGACACCAGGUUUCUACAAACGUAGACAUUUUUCUUUUUUUUUUUUUCAAUCCGACCCGUGCGACGCGUUUUAAUAAUACCUGAUUCUCCGUAGGACGCGCCUGGUGACGCAAUCUAGGAAACGACUGCUCGAACGCGAACCAAUGAUAUUUCACCCACAUUCGAUAGCCUUCGAUUCUGUUUCAUGUAUGUAUGGAAUGUGCAUUUACAUGCGACAAGUUACCGUUUCCUUCGUUCGAUGGUGACGAUCUUGCAGGGCAAAUGGAUAAAAGAUAUAUUCGUGUCGCUUUUAAUUGAUUUACGAGUUCCGUAUUGUUGAAUCAUAUAAGAAGAAGAAAGAAAGAAAGAAAAAAGUUACAUUAAAAUAGAAACAAGUAUAGCGCUUUGAGGCCCACUAUGCCUAUCCAACUCUGGUAAAAAUAAUCUCAGAAAUCAUAAUACUACACAAGUGACAUUCCAAAUGAGCAGAACGGACUAACGCUACCUUUCCUCCUCAUCGUUAUUAAACACAAUUUACCAGGAAACAUUCGUUCACGUGGAUUCUUCCAGUUGGAAUCAUCGAGCACGGAUCGAAAACACACUGUAACCCUAACCGAAAAAGAAGUAGAGACUCGUGCGCGCAGCUCUACUUACUCGCGGGAUGCUAAUUGGAAGAGCAGCCAGCAAACGGAGGUAGCUCAAAGAAAGAGACGAGGAAAGCAAGGGUGGACGAAGGAGAGAGGACGCGAGACCGGUCCAACGCGAUCUCUUAGUCGAUCUCAACGUCGAUCGAAUCGUCGCGAACGGUCGUCGAACAUCGCUGCUACCGAUUUAAACGGUCGAGGUGUCGAUGACUACUAUCCCGCUUAUGCACUUGCAUAAACCACCGGGACGUAACGCAGGAAGGAGCUAACGAGCCGCGCGAGCUAUAACGGGCGAUGAUGUCGUUGAGGAUAGAUCGAUCGUAAGAACAGCGCUGAGGAAACUGAGAGUUUCAUAGUAAAUGCAAGUGAUUUAGAUGAGUAGUAGAUGAGUUAGGAAAUGUAAGAUUACAAGUAGGGUAUGAGAAUCGCUGUGGAUCAUUUGUAUUUGCUAUUUGGAGGUGGUGGAGCUCUUAUCACUUGGAUUUUUAGUAUUUUAACAGGUGAUGAUGUCACCGAGUCAACAAUCUGAUCCGUUAUAAGCAUAACAACGCUGAGACAUUAACAAUAUUAAAAAAAAUAAACUCUCGAUCCAACACGUUCCAAUCGAUGAGACGACAAAUGUAAGUUUGCAACUAGAGGAAGCAAGUUCCAGUAGAUGAAGCGAUAUCAGCCACUUGGUGUUAACAAAUCUCCUAACAAUCUCUAUCCAUAAUUCACAUUUCAUCAGCUCGUCAUCGAGUCUAGGAUCUGAUCGAUCGUCGCCUAACAGCGAUGAAAGUAGCAAGUUACCGGUAACAAAUAGAUCCUUGAAAUUGAUCUAUCCGUCGCUAGAUGAGAAAGCAUCUGCAAGUUUGCAAGCAGAGAAACCGAGGUUCGAUAGAUCGGUAUCCAUCUAUAUAGCUACUUGGAACUGACGGAUCUCCCGGUAAUUGGACUCUCGAUAAUUCAUAUUCAACUAAUUUAGCAAGCACUUGUCGAUGACACGGGAUCCGUGGAGACGGACCAGUCGAUGGCGGAAGCGUUUUAAGUUCAACACUUGUACCUAUCCACCUUAAGAGCUGAUGAGUCAUUUGCGCAAGCACCGACUACUUUCAAAUUAUACUCGGCUUCAGUGAAAGUCAACAGAGGAAAGGCAACACGUGUUGCUGCGAAUAUAAAAAUCGCCCAUGAAACCAGACGCAAAGCCAAUACCAUCUAGCACUCGAACAGGAGAAAUAUCGAAUCAUGCAUUCGAAGAUGGAUGGAAUUCCUGCAGCGAAGGAAUCAUUUCAUAAUAGGGGUAGGUAAUGUUUUCUGUAGCAAUGUCAAGGUAGAAGCAAGUGAACACCUUUGAAUUCAGCAACGCCUGCUGCACAGUAGAAACCUCAUUCGUACCCAAACACUUUCGUCAACCAAAAAACUGGGUCUACACAAUUGCCACGCAUUCGAUCCAAAGAAAAAACAAAGAUACAAGUACCCAGUAAAGCUUAGUUCCGAUUGUUCCGUCUAUCAUCGAUACGUCUCGGGCGGUGAGACAGCAGAGCGGAUGCUGUAGACAAAGAGGCGACACGCAGUCCACUCGGAGGCUGCGAUCGAACGAAGACAGCAUCGCUGCUGGUGGAGGGGAAUUAUCGAAUGGUAAAGAGGAAGAGAAGUUUCAAAGAGUCAGCCAGGAGAGAGAGAGAGAGAGGAAGAGCGGAGAGUACAGCUGGUAUCGGCGACGGUGUUCGCAAAGGUGGACGGAGCCGCGAUGGUGAUACCGAUGCCAUCGGCCGUGGUAGCGCACAGUGGUGGUGGACGUCGAUGACUGGCGGUGGUGGUGGUCGAGUGAACGUCGAUGGUGGUGGUGGUCCAGGGCCCCAACACUUGCUCUUAAGAGAGAUUUGCCCCCUCCUGCCGCGGGCGGCGCCACUCGAGGAGAUCCUUUCCUCUUUUCGCCUCUAGGCCAUUCUCGAGAGGCGCGCGCGGCAACUCGGUGUCGCACGAUCGGUCCUCGUCGACCUUCGACCAAUACGCGCGCUUGUACGUGCCUGUACCAGCUUUUCCCGGGUGACUUUUCCGAAACUGACGCGACACGCGCUCACCUGGCUGAACUCGUGGCCGGUAACACGCCUGGCCCCGCGGCCGUCCUUGCCCCGACCUUCCCCUCCGCCCCCACGUGACACCGGUCGACCACGUGACUGCCAUCGGCCGUCGGGAUCUUCGGUCGUGGAACGUCAACAUCCGUCGCACUGCCCCAGGGAUCCUUCGACACUCUCGCCCGAGGAUGUCUCAGCGUGGACGUUGAUCGGGACCCUGUUACUGUUACGUAAUCGGUGCUUCCGUGACGGGUUCCUGGACAAGCUGACGCGUGUUAUCGUUCUUCCAGUGUUAUCGAUGUUCCAGGACUUGGAAAUAGUUUCUUGGUAAUAUUGAGCAACCAUCCAUCGGACUAGUGACAGUUUACACGUUUCACUCCCCAGUUUGAAAACUCUUCGAGGGUUAAAGUUUCGAUACUCUUCGUAUCUGGUGCAAGUGCGUCGAUGUUAACCACCGAAUGGACGUUUCGUAGGUGGUCACCCGUUGCGCAAACAAAUGACAGCGAACGCGCCGUUGUCACGUUUACAGAGGGUCUCGUAGAAUGCGUUCAACGAACGCACCGGAGACAAGCGCGAUCGCGAGUAAAAGAAUACGAGGCACCUCCGUCGAGGAACAGGAUCGUCGAGCCGCCAUGCCGACAGGAAGUGCACGCGAGCCGAUCGGUGCAAUCUCGUUACCGAUAGCCGUCCUGGAGUCUAUUCCACGGUGAAAUCAGGCCGUGUCUCGAGCGCCUAAGCUGAAUGUGAGAACGGUAGCCGGCGAGGAACGUACAAACGAGCUCGCCACGUGACUGCUCGGAACUGGCUGCGUUUUUGCGUCGCUGUAGACCGUCUGGGUUCAGCUCCCCGCGAUCUACCGCGUUUCAGUCGGAAUCACCGACGAAUAUCUGAGAUUCCGCGUGCUUUCGAGAGUGUCCUCGUUUCUCGAGACAUUCGCAGUGUCCGCGACUUCGAAAUUUUGCGGAGAACUGCGAACUUUCGAUGCUUGAUUCUUCGAUGCAAGGGGAAUAUCAUUUGCUCGAGCGUUUAAGGUGCGAAGGGAUCGUUGAUGCAAUUUGGUGGGAUUUAAUUACGCGGGGAAGCCGCGUUAUUAAGUUGGGAAGGGGACCGAGCCGAAAGAAUUCAGGUUUCCUGCCGUCAUCGAUCAGCGAAACCGGUGGAAAGCCGGGAGACUUUAAUGUCCGCGCAGGCGGGAUCGUUUUACGUCUGGUUUCGAAGACUCGGCCGCUCGGGCGCGUUAAAAAACGAUCGUUUCGCGAGGAAACCGCUUCAUCGCGACGAAAUACUGGUUCGUGCGAGCUCGAGGAAUAUUCCAGCUCGAACGGAUCAAGGCAACGAGGGACUCUGAAUUCUCUAAUCUUCACGGUCGGAUUGUGCUGAACUGGAUAGAGCUCCACGUGCACCAGCGACGUGACAGUUGGAUUGCGAUUCUUGAGAACCGGAUUGGCUAGAAUCGUUCAUCUCGACGGAAUCAGUGCCGCAGAAAUACUCGAGUUAAAUUGGAUUAAUGAAAGCUGGAACUAAAUACUCGUAGCUAGAUUCUAGAUGGAAGAAUGUUUUGUGCUUCUUUGCAGAUUGGUUAAAACUGCCUGUAUCAAUCCGCGUGGUCUCGACGGAAUCACGAGUGUCUGCAUUCGAGUUCAAACGAAUCGAUUUUACACUGCGAAGAGCAUCUUCCACGUGUACCACCGUCAUGAUACUUGAUAUUCGUGGAAUCACGAGUGUGUAAGGAAUAUUCGAGUUUAAAUAGAACCAUUCGAGUUGAAAGCAGGGACUGAUUACCCGUACCUUUCCACCUAGAAGAGUGCAUCGUCCACUUAAAUCGCAGACCAGUGGAGCUUCUCUGAAGCAUCCCGAAAGCAUCGGAAUUUCACUGAACACGAGCGUUGGGCAACAGGUGUUCGCGCCACCCUGGUCGUUCCAGCGACCUGCGCCGAAAGGAAAAAGAGGGUCAAGCUCGUUUGGAAAAUUGGACGCGGUCCUGUUCGACGGCGAACGGGGACCGUUACCGAAGACACGGCUGAUUCAUCGGUCCAUUGUCUUCGAGCGUGCUCGAGAGGAUCCUCGGUCGAUCGCGAAUACUGUAUCGUUGAUCAUCGUGCAUCGCUCCGGUCGACGUUGCGUUCGCAAAGAGAAAGUGAUUAAUAAUAAGGGCGUGUAAGAGUUCCGUGACGGAGGUUCGUGCGCGCGUGCAAGUGGAAUAUAGGAACCAGCGAACAGGUUGUUUACAUGGUUCCGUUGCCGGAGAAACGGGAGAAAACGGAAUCGAAGGGAGACUCUAUGAACCUGCAUCCGUACUCACUCGAACAGUGGAGGUGCCCCGUCGCCUCCUUUCGGCUGACACGCGGUGACCCGUCGAAGAAGAGGCGCGAACGUCCGCGAAUUCCGGUGAUCGAGGCAGCGUUCGCGGCAGCGCUAGGAAAAGUGGCUCAUCAUGUCCGUGCUCGAGGCUGGUGAAGCCGACAGAACGACCAUGUCACCUCUGGACGAAGUCGUGUCCCCGACGAGCGUCGAGUCGGAACUGAUGGUCACCGACAUGUUGGACGAGCACGAGACCACGUUGAACGAGCACAGGGACGGCAAGCGAAAAAGAGACACGGACGGCGAAGAGCUCACGCCUAGGAAACUGCCGUCGCUGACGAGGAACAACAAUGACGUGGGAUUCGUUCUCGAGGAGAACGCCGACGACGAUCUGCACGAGGACAGGGACGACGACCGUUUAACUGGUCACGGGGGUAUUUCCUCGCUGGGCGGUGGAAAUUCCUCGCCGUAUUCCGGCGCCCAUCACCAUGGGCACAGAGGCAAUGGGAACGGCAGCGGGAUGCCCCAUCACGGGGGCGCCUCCUUGCCAACCGCCUCGGACUUUCAACCCCCGUACUUCCCGCCCCCGUUUCCCUCGCACCACCACGCGCCAGCGAGUCCUCAGCAUCCAGGCCUCGGUCAGCCACAACAUCUCGACUACCUCGUCGGCGAUCCUUACACGCAGACGCUCAACACGUUGCAUCAACAUCACUACAACCAUCUGAGCGCCGCUGUUACGGCUGGCCAGAGGAGCGGAGACCUCAGAAGGGAUGCGGAGGGUAUCCACGUGUCGAACAUGCAUGCGUCGUUUCCGUACGACGGCGGACGCAGUAGUGGCGGCGGCGGAGGAGGCGGCGGUGGAGGCGGUGGCGGAAGGGGCGUCGAAUAUGGCGCCGUACGCCGUCCCGACGCUCUCCUGCCACCCCCAGGCCUCGACCAGACCGACCUCGUUCUCCACAGCAGCCUCGUAGACGACCCCCAGGUGAGCGACGAUAACACAAACGUGGACGAUGGAGGGUUCAUGAACGAUCUGCCUCUCCUAAAAAACAUGAAACCGUCAGACAGGAGCGAGAAGGCGAUGCUGAGCGGGAACGCGCAACCUUCGGACGUGUUCUGUUCGGUUCCUGGACGAUUAUCGUUACUAAGCAGCACCAGCAAGUACAAAGUUACGGUAGCCGAGGUACAAAGACGACUAUCGCCACCGGAAUGCUUGAACGCGAGUCUCCUUGGAGGAGUCUUACGAAGAGCGAAGUCCAAAAACGGCGGACGUCUGCUUAGGGAAAAAUUGGAAAAAAUUGGGUUAAAUUUGCCAGCCGGUAGAAGGAAGGCCGCCAACGUCACGCUUUUAACAUCGCUAGUGGAAGGAGAAGCCAUUCACCUUGCCAGAGACUUCGGCUACGUUUGCGAAACCGAAUUCCCUGCGAAACAAGUUGCCGAAUACCUCAGUCGGCAGCAUUGUGAACCGCAAGAUUCCUACAGGAGAAAAGAACUUCUUCAUGCCACCAAACAAAUCACCAAAGAGCUGAUGGAUCUUCUGAAUCAAGACAGAUCACCACUUUGCAACACACGGCCACAACACAUUCUCGAUCCAAGCAUACAGAGACAUCUAACACAUUUCUCUCUUAUAUCACACGGAUUCGGAAGUCCUGCGAUCGUAGCCGCUCUUACGGCAAUACAGAAGUUCCUAAGCGAGUCCCUGAAUCACCUCGAGAAGAUGUACCCAGGCAACGGUAGCGGCGUGACAAGUAGUCAACAGUCGAGCCUCGACACGAACAAGAGCAAGGACGGCACGUUGAUGAACGACAUGAAGAAGUGACGCCCAGAGGACCCGCCUACCUCGAACGUGGUCACUUCGAUCCGGCACUCCUGGCCGUACAACUGAGCUGUUCGUGGUCGUAACGGGCGCGCGAACAGCUUCCGGUGGACCACAGAAACGACACGUAUGUCCGCGAAACCACGAGCGUUUGUAUAAUAAUUGAGAAGCGCACUCAUUCGACAGGAAGUUAAGAGGGUGUGCAACGGAAGCGUCGCGGAUGUCCGUGUUCGCCGAGGUUGGCUGGUCGACGAGCGUUUUUUUUAGGUAAAUCAAUGAAACGAAGCCGCGCGAAGAUGUGCAAUCGCCCAAGUGAUGGAUCGAUCGUGGAGAUAGCGAUCGUGGGUCCACGAGGAUCCACGACGAAGAUCCGUCUUGGCCCGGUGGGAUGACACGGGACGACUUGAUUUCCCCUUUGUUUAGAGAAGCAACUCGGGGCGCACCAUCGAGGACGCUUCGAUGUCCCUGAUCGCGUACUCAUCGACGAACGUGCGUACUCGCGUAACGAAAUAGGAAUAACUUUUGUUCUUUCACUGCCUGUUCGUUCGAAACGCAGCCGUGCUGAUUCCGAAGGAACGUAUCGAUCGAUUCGACGGGAUCGUCGCGACGGACUCGCGAGACAGGUCUGGGGACUGUGUUAGUAUUGGUGAACGCUGGUGGGAGUUUGAAUGUUCUUCGAAGCUUGGGUAUUUGGAUAUCGUAUGCACUGAUCGAGAAUCUAUUGGGUCGUUUCAUAUGUUCAUACAUAGAAAUAUUAACAUUUUGAAAAUGAUGAUCGAAUGCCUGCACAGUAUUUGUUUAAAAAGAUCACUGCAUACCAAGGUUUUCUUUACGAACGUGAACCAAAAAAAUUCUACAUGAAAGAAAACACAAGCGAAAUGCACCCUCGUCUUCGAUACAAUGUAUAUGAUUCACUUCUUCUCGAAAUAAAUUCAGCGAUAAUGCUUCCCAGUAAUUUUCGACUAAAAUUAUUCGAGUUUCCCCAAGCCUGGCUCGCGUUUCGUCGCCACUGUUCGAAGCUUCGAAGCUUCGUCGAGUCUUCCCUCCCCUAAGUUCGCGUGCAUGCUCACGAAAUCCGUAUUCGAUCAGAGGAUAUAUCCGUGCGUGUACGAUUGUUUGUGAUAGGAAUAGUGAUAGUCGAAACGUUUGUGCAAUUGUUACGGUUAAUGCUUGGAAUUAUAGCCCUGUGUUCCGAACCUUGCAGUACAGUAACAGAAUCACAGUCGAAACGGGAACAUUCGUGUCGGUUCGUUCGAGGAUGAACAGAAGAAUCUCGCAUACUCGAACGCGACGAGCGUUUUACAUUUAUGCACAAUAGGAGCUAGGAGUUCAUUGCUAGUUCGGCGCUACGAGUGUAUCAUAAAAACAAAAUUGUAUAUCGCGGAGAGCUGAACUGGUUAGAAGUUUUUCAGUCGUUCGUAUCCUUGCAGCUCGCGAAUCGAUCGAUAAUUGGAGAAUACAUACGUAAACGUAUAAACACACACGCACGCGUACGCGCAGAGUACGACGAAGAAGAAACAAUUUACAACAGGCUUAUUUCACCGUAUAAUUUUUGGGUCGACUAUUUACAUUGCUCAAGCAUCGUUAUUCUUUGCUCAUUACCGAGCGUCCGACAUACGCGCAGUAUCGAUUAUGAUGCCGUUACGUAAGCAUUAAUAUUGUCAGCAUAACGUUAUGUAUCGCUCUCUGUGCCGCGCUACAACUUAUAAUUUAGCGACUACGAAUGUGAACCACUCGUUAAACGUUUAACGGGCUAUUUUUCUUGGCUGAUCGAGUCCAUUACGUUGGAACAACCCGACUCCCAUUUACAUGGAAACAUUCAGUAUGCAACGGCCGUUGAAUAUUCAUGGCGUCGCUGUCUUUGAAGUUACACAUUUCCUUGUAAACACAUUUGUGAACACACGUUUAGCGUGAACGUUUUCAUCCAGUUUCUUAAUAAUUCGUCUUUCUCGUUUGUUCGUCAUUCGAUUCCGCGAUUACCGUUGCCAUUGCACAGUGUUUUUGGGGUGUACACGAACCACCUACUGCGGUUUAUCUCUCGAGUGCAAAUGAUUAAUUUAUUAUAGAAACGUUAUCUAUCGCGAGGUUUCGUUAAAAUCAACCUAUGGACACGAAUAGCCGAAUCAUCGACGUUGCAGUUGUCUAUUCGUUGCAGUUUCCCGACGAUCGAUUACUCAAGCUCGGCAUUACGCUGAUUUUCCAAUGAUUUUGUACAGUCGACUAGAAUUAAUGAUACGAAAUACAGCUUUCUAUACACGUAUUAAGAGACACUUUAUUCCACGCAAACUUUUGAUGUUCACGAUUCAUCUACAUAAUAAGGCAUUGCAUUAUUUCGUCGAGUGUGUAUUUAAAAGCGUGCAGGUUGUCAAACUUGUCGUUCGAAGAGACGAGGUUUCGUUUUGGGAAUUCUGAUGCAUGGGGUAUUUUAGAAUUUUGGAAAGAUACAAGAGCUUUACGAGAAUUGGAGAAAGAAUUUAAUGAAUAAAAAUUGAUGGAACAGAAAGCGUUUAUUAUUCUCGAUACGAUACGAUACAUAUAAUAGUAAACAGAGCUUAACAAAUAAUAAUGGGGAUAUCUUGGAACAUGGUUUACGUUUAAUAACUUUUGAGUUCGUCUUAUGAAUUCUGAAACAUCCCUUAAAAAAAAAAAAUACAAAAUUGUCUCUUUUUAAAAUGUGUACUAAUGCGCUUGAAAACAUUGUUUUGAAAAAGUUGAGCUUUGUUUCGAAUCUUCUUUUGUUUUCGAAUGUUAUCAAACUGGCUCAAUAACACACCAAUUUGCAAACAAUUCAAUGCUUUAUUAUGUGUUUUAUGUACUUCGUAUUCUCGUCAACUAAUAACGUAUCUUUCAUAGAUUUAUAGCUGCCAAAUAUGUCCUGCGAUAAAUUCAGCGCGAUACGUCGACGCAAAGGACAGAUCGGAUAAACAACAAUUGCGUUUUCAAAAGACCCGUAGACAGUGUCGAACACAGACUAUCGUUUGGUAACCGACGUCAGCGAUAGGCAAAUUCAUAUCUAGAUAAAGAAAUUUGAAUUUCGAAAUUCAUUUUUAAAAAUUGAUACGAAUUGAGAAAUUUAUAGAGAAUGGAGUAUGGAUCGGUUUAGCUUUCGAGGGGCCCAACAGUCGAGCGAUUAAUCGCAGCGAGACUAUAUUUUCCUUCUUAUUGAAAGCUUCUUCGCGAUUUUCGUUUUCGUAACGAAGAACGGGACAAGGUUUAAGCGCGUUUACUGAUCGUCGGUGUCGACCAGAGGUGGGCAAAGUGGUUAUUUAGAUAGAAAUUUCAAAGAUGAACAACUUUUAAUCCAUGAUUUGUUCAAUGGAAAUUUAAUUAUAAGUGCAAUUUCAAU